GGGUAAAACUGUUAGCAUCGGAUAAUUUUUCUAUCUGAUUGUAAACUUGAGAUUUUAAUCAAUCAAACGUGGAACAUAAUAAACAUGAUAAGAGAGUCAAUGUAUUUGAUUUGUUCUGAUAAUCUGAAUUUGGCGGUUGUUUCUAUUGUUUUCCUAAUCAGGGCAAUCGAGUUAACGCCUACUCAGCCUUUGACUUGGAAAGGAAAGAGGCUAAAAAGACUGAAUUAAACAUCAGCGAAGUAAAAUAAAUGUCUUUUCCCAGUUUUUUGUGUUGUUUUAAGUGCUAACAUAUUCUAUUUUAGAACCAGUUCAAUUAAAACCAACUUUUAAUUUAUUUUUUUUAUAAAACUUUAAAAUCUAAUCAAAAUGCCUGCUCCAAUUGAGGAACCUCCACCGGUGGCUGCACCAAAAACAGAAGCUGAAAGGCUGCAUAUGCAAGCACAGUCUAUUACUGAUGAGUCGCUGGAAUCUACUCGUCGAAUGCUUGCAUUAUGUGAAGACAGCAAAGAAGCCGGUAUACGAACAUUGGUUGCUCUGGAUGAGCAAGGUGAACAAUUGGAUCGUGUUGAAGAAGACAUGGAUAAAAUAAAUACCGAUAUGAAGGAAGCUGAGAAAGCUUUGACUGGUAUGGAACAAUGCUGUGGACUGUGUACAUGUCCAUGUAAAAAGCAGAAUGAAUUUAAAGAGAAUGAAUCUACGUGGAAAUCAAGUGAAGAUGGUAAAGUUAUUGCUGGUCAACCAGCUAGAGUAAUGGAUGAAAGAAAUGGAGGUGGACCUAUGGGAGGACAAUAUAUUGCUCGAAUUACCAAAGAUGCUAGAGAAGAUGAGAUGGAAGAAAAUAUGCAAGGAGUAUCUACUAUGAUUGGUAAUUUACGGAAUAUGGCAAUCGAUAUGGGUCAAGAAAUUGGUUCACAGAAUGCUCAAUUAGAAAGGAUCAAUCUGAAAGCCGACUCUAAUAAACUUAGGAUUCAAACUGCUAAUGAGAGAGCACAAAAACUUCUUAAAUAAAGCGACCUUUAUCUGGUAAUUAUUGUUACAUCGAAAUGCCUGAUCUCUUUGUUGAUCUGUGAAGCUUUUUCCUUAAAUUCUACAUCUUCGAAAUCUUCUUCGUCUUCUUUCAACGCUACUACUACUUUUACUACUUCUACUUCUACUACGUCUGCUACCACUGUUUCUUCAAAUGGAUUUAAGUUAAGUCUUAUAGUGAUUUUCUUGCAUGAUAUCAAAAAAUCGCAAUAAAAUCAAAUGGAUUACUGAGAUUCCUAAAGAAUAUAAUAUAUUUAAAACUUAAAACAAGAUUUUAAAAUCAAUCAAACACACAAACAAAUUAAUAAACCAUUCCAAUAUGCAAACAAAACAACAACCCAACAAACAAAUUAUGAAUAACAUUUCACAGAAAUACAUAUUAUAAUAAUGAAUAAUUUACUUGGUUUGAUUCUCUUUGACCCUAUUGCUGUGGCUAACCUUGGAAAACUUGGACUCUUUACCUUCAAAUGUAUUAUAUCAAAUUUUUAUUUUAAAACGAGACAAAAAAUUGACAUUUAUCUUGGUUGAUUUUAAUGGCUAAUAUAAUUAUAAUUCUAACUAUUAUUAUUACUAUUAUUAAUAUUAUCAUUAUUAUUAAAAAACUGUUAUGCACUUCAUCAACUUU
Molecule: messenger RNA, 1651 nt
Organism: Tetranychus urticae (two-spotted spider mite)
Lineage: Eukaryota; Metazoa; Arthropoda; Arachnida; Trombidiformes; Tetranychidae
Product: synaptosomal-associated protein 25
Biological process (GO): synaptic vesicle fusion to presynaptic active zone membrane; exocytosis; synaptic vesicle priming
Cellular component (GO): SNARE complex; plasma membrane
Molecular function (GO): syntaxin binding; SNAP receptor activity
Source: RefSeq, a predicted model, not a curated record